AUGAGCCAGCCGCCUGCAGGGGGCGCCGCCGCCGCCGAGCCGCGCCUGCAUCCCGAGGGCAGCAGCGGCAGGAAGCAGCCGCGGGCAUCCUCGCCGGCCCGGGCCCGCGACACCGCCCCGCGCCCGCCGCCCAGCGCCGCCAAACCCGCGCCCGCCGCCGCCAAAGCCGCCUCGGCGCGGCCGCCGCCCGGCCAGGCCUCCCGAGCCGCCCGCGGCCGCGGCACCGAGAGGCCGGCGCGGGGAGCUGUCCAGCCCGGCUCCGGGGGCGGCGGGGGCGAGCGGGAGGGGGCGGCGGCGCCGCCGCCCAAGCAGUGGCGGGGGAAAGCGGGGCGGUCCCCGCUGAAGGGCGCGGGGGAGGCGGCCCCGGCGCCUCCAUCUUCCUCGGGCGCGGGGAAGGGCCGCGGUGCGGCGGCGGGCGGCGGCGGCUACUGGAAGGAGGGAUGCCUGCAAAGUGAGCUCAUCCAGUUCCACCUCAGGAAGGGGCUGGCGGCGGCCGCCCAGAUGCAAACCAAGGGCAGCAACCACAGCAGCGGCAGCUCUUCCUCCGCUGCCUCCGCCGCCUCCGCGGCCGCCGCCCCCGAGAUGGAGGAAGAGAUGGAGAAACUGCGGGAGGAGAACGAGAGCCUCAAGAACGAGAUAGAUGAGCUGAGGACAGAGAUGGAUGAGAUGAGGGACAGUUUCUUUGAGGAGGAUGCUUGUCAGCUUCAAGAAAUGCGCCAUGAACUGGAGCGAGCCAACAAGAACUGCCGGAUCCUUCAGUACCGGCUGCGCAAGGCUGAGCGCAAGAGGCUCCGCUACGCCCAGACCGGCGAGAUCGACAACGAGCUCAUACGCAGCAUGGAGCAGGACCUCAAGGUUGCAAAAGAUGUAUCGGUGAGACUUCAUCAUGAGUUAGAAAAUGUGGAAGAAAAACGUACUAUAACAGAAGAUGAAAAUGAAAAAUUAAGACAGCAGCUUAUAGAAGUUGAAAUUGCCAAACAAGCACUACAGAAUGAACUGGAAAAAAUGAAAGAGCAAUUACUGAAAAGGAGAGGAAGCAAAGACCCACCAAAAUCAGAAAAAAAGUCACAGCAGACACCAACAGAGGAUGACAAUGAAGACCUGAAAUGCCAGCUACAGUUUGUCAAAGAAGAAGCAGCCUUGAUGAGGAAGAAAAUGGCUAAAAUUGAUAAAGAGAAAGACAGAUUUGAACAUGAGCUGCAAAAAUACAGAUCAUUUUAUGGGGAUUUGGACAGCCCCUUGCCAAAAGGUGAAGCAGGUGGGCCACCUACUACAAGAGAAGCUGAACUCAAGCUUCGAUUGAGGCUUGUGGAGGAGGAAGCUAACAUUCUCGGGAGGAAAAUAGUGGAACUAGAAGUAGAAAAUAGAGGACUGAAAGCAGAGCUUGAUGAUUUAAGAGGAGAUGAUUUCUCAGGGACCACUAACCCACUCCUGGGUGAGCAGAAUGAAUCCCUGUCAGAAUUACGACAGCAUUUGCAGCUAGUAGAAGAUGAAACUGAAUUGCUGAGGAGAAAUGUAGCUGAUUUAGAAGAACAAAACAAACGCAUAACAGCUGAGCUGAACAAAUACAAGUACAAGUCUGGGGCCCAUGAGAGCUCUAGGCACCACGACAAUGCCAAGACAGAAGCAUUACAGGAGGAGCUAAAAGCUGCACGAAUGCAGAUCAAUGAGCUGAGCGGCAAAGUCAUGCAGCUCCAGUAUGAGAACAGAGUCUUAAUGUCCAACAUGCAGCGCUACGACUUGGCCUCUCAUCUUGGAAUCCGUGGCAGCCCUAGAGACAGUGAUGCGGAAAGUGAUGCAGGAAAAAAGGAGAGCGAUGAUGACUCCCGCCCCCCUCACCGCAAAAGGGAAGGUCCCAUUGGGGGGGAAAGUGACUCCGAAGAGGUGCGCAACAUUCGGUGCCUGACGCCCACGAGGUCUUUUUAUCCAACGCCGUCUGGGUGGCAGAAAAGCUUCACUGACAGGCAGCAGAUGAAGGACAUUCGCUCUGAAGCGGAGCGGCUGGGCAAGACAAUAGAUCGCUUAAUUUCUGACACGAGCACCAUCAUCACGGAGGCAAGAAUUUAUGUAGCUAACGGGGACCUCUUUGGACUGAUGGACGAAGAAGACGAUGGCAGCAGAAUACGUGAGCACGAGCUUCUGUACCGGAUCAACGCGCAGAUGAAGGCCUUCAGGAAAGAGCUCCAGGCUUUCAUCGACCGACUCGAAGUUCCGAAGUCCUCGGACGAUCGAAGUGCAGAUGAACCUUUGUCAGUGAGUCAGAUGUUCCAGCCUAUCAUUUUACUUAUUCUCAUCCUUGUAUUAUUUUCAUCCCUUUCAUACACAACAAUAUUUAAACUUGUCUUCCUUUUUACACUGUUUUUUGUACUGUAA
This is a messenger RNA of Pseudopodoces humilis (Tibetan ground-tit), 2373 nucleotides long. The record is from RefSeq and is a predicted model, not a curated record. Lineage: Eukaryota; Metazoa; Chordata; Aves; Passeriformes; Paridae.